Nannospalax galili (Upper Galilee mountains blind mole rat) is the source of this 3070-nucleotide messenger RNA. It is a transcript of the gene Tcf7l1, whose product is annotated as transcription factor 7 like 1. NCBI's taxonomy places the organism in Eukaryota, Metazoa, Chordata, Mammalia, Rodentia, Spalacidae. Gene Ontology annotation, molecular function: DNA-binding transcription factor activity, RNA polymerase II-specific; RNA polymerase II cis-regulatory region sequence-specific DNA binding. Gene Ontology annotation, cellular component: beta-catenin-TCF complex. The record is from RefSeq and is a predicted model, not a curated record. The coding region runs from base 303 to 2063 and encodes 586 amino acids. The transcript is spliced from 12 exons. Gene Ontology annotation, biological process: canonical Wnt signaling pathway; regulation of transcription by RNA polymerase II.
CCCGAUCGCCCCUCCCCGGCAGGCCAGGCACUGGGACGCCCCGGCCGAGCAGGCUGCGGUGGCUGCGAGUUGGGGAGCCCAGGGCUCGGCGCUGCAGGACGAUCGCGAGCCGAGUGUCCCCUGCCCCGGCCGAGCCACGCCGGGCCCUGCUUCCAGCGGGGCCACGCCCUGUCAAAACUUUGUAGUAGCUGCAGCCGGGGCGAUCGAGCCCGAUCCGAGAGCGGGAGGGAGGGGCGCGGGGCCGAGCCGGGCAGGGCGCAGGGCUCCGAGCGUGAGCGGUGGCCCCGGCCGGCGGCCCCACCAUGCCCCAGCUCGGUGGUGGCGGCGGGGGCGGCGCCGGCGGGGGCGGCGGCGGCUCCGGAGCCGGGGCAACCAGUGGAGGGGACGACCUCGGGGCGAACGACGAACUGAUCCCCUUCCAGGACGAGGGGGGCGAGGAGCAGGAGCCGAGCAGCGACAGCGCAUCGGCACAGCGGGACCUGGAUGAGGUCAAGUCGUCCCUGGUCAACGAGUCGGAGAAUCAGAGCAGCAGCUCAGACUCAGAGGCGGAGAGGCGCCCGCAGCCUGCCCGGGACGCUUUCCAGAAGCCGCGGGACUAUUUCGCUGAAGUGAGAAGGCCCCAGGACGGCGCGUUCUUUAAGGGACCUGCGUACCCUGGGUACCCCUUCCUGAUGAUCCCAGACCUGAGCAGCCCAUACCUCUCCAACGGACCCCUGUCUCCGGGUGGAGCUCGCACCUACCUGCAGAUGAAAUGGCCCCUUCUUGACGUUCCCUCCAGUGCCACAGUCAAGGACACAAGGUCACCAUCUCCAGCACACUUGUCCAACAAAGUUCCUGUUGUUCAGCACCCUCAUCACAUGCACCCGUUGACACCCCUCAUCACCUACAGCAAUGACCACUUCUCCCCUGCCUCUCCUCCCACGCACCUCUCCCCAGAAAUCGAUCCAAAGACAGGAAUCCCCCGCCCCCCUCACCCAUCUGAGCUGUCACCAUAUUACCCACUGUCUCCUGGAGCUGUUGGACAAAUCCCCCAUCCCCUCGGCUGGCUCGUCCCACAGCAAGGACAACCCAUGUACUCCCUCCCUCCUGGUGGCUUCCGGCAUCCUUACCCUGCCCUCGCCAUGAAUGCCUCAAUGUCCAGCCUGGUGUCCAGUCGGUUCUCCCCACACAUGGUGGCUCCCGCACAUCCUGGCCUGCCCACCUCAGGGAUCCCCCACCCCGCCAUCGUCUCCCCCAUCGUAAAGCAGGAGCCAGCAGCCCCCAGCCUGAGUCCUGCGGUGAGCGCGAAAUCCCCAGUCACCGUGAAGAAGGAGGAAGAAAAGAAGCCUCACGUGAAGAAGCCUCUGAACGCCUUCAUGUUGUAUAUGAAGGAGAUGAGGGCCAAGGUGGUGGCUGAGUGCACCCUGAAGGAGAGCGCUGCCAUUAACCAAAUCCUGGGAAGAAAGUGGCACAACCUGUCUCGAGAAGAACAGGCCAAGUACUACGAGCUGGCCCGGAAGGAGCGGCAGCUUCAUUCUCAGCUCUACCCAACCUGGUCAGCCCGGGACAACUACGGUAAGAAAAAGAAAAGGAAGAGAGAAAAGCAGCUGUCACAGGCACAGUCCCAGCAGCAAAUUCAAGAGGCAGAAGGUGCUCUGGCCUCCAAGAGCAAGAAGCCAUGUAUUCAGUACCUGCCCCCUGAGAAGCCCUGUGAUAGCCCUGCCUCUUCCCAUGGCAGCACGCUGGACUCACCUGCGACCCCCUCCGCAGCCUUGGCGUCACCAGCUGCCCCUGCUGCCACCCACUCCGAGCAAGCCCAGCCCCUGUCCCUCACCACCAAACCAGAGACCCGGGCCCAGCUGGCUCUCCACUCAGCUGCCUUCCUGUCAGCGAAGGCUACAGCCAGCAACUCCAGCCAGAUGGGCAGCCAGCCCCCACUCCUGUCCAGGCCCCUGCCCCUGGGGUCCAUGCCUACAGCUCUGCUGACCUCUGCUCCUUCCUUCCCAGCCACGCUCCAUGCCCACCAGGCCCUCCCUGUGCUACAGGCCCAGCCUCUUUCCUUGGUCACCAAGUCUGCCCACUAAGCUACCCCCUGUUCUAUGCAGGCUAUCACGUGACUCCAAGUAGUAAUGAUUCAGAAGAGGGACGGGGGGAGGAAACUUUAUUGGUCAAUAUUUGACCACUCUGAACUGUUCUGUAAAGUGACUGGUAACAGCAGCGCUUUACACUUGUAGGUGUAACCAGUAGCUGAUCUUCAGGCUUUUUUUACAAACAACAACAAAAAAACCCAAAACAAAACAAAACCACACACAAAAAAUCUUUACAAGAAAGAAAACUGAAAAGUUAUUCUCUCCCUGUGUGGUGGUGGGUGUACCUGGGCAGAAGACACCUCUCUACCUCUUUCUGACUUUCUGCCCUCCUCUUUCUCCUUGUCACCUGCCCCAGCUUCUCUCCCCUCCCCCUUCUCCAUUUGCAAGGCUGCGUGGCCUAGAGUUUUAGCCUGGCACCUCUUCCUUGGAAUGCAUUCCUGUUUCCUUAGCCCAAGUUUUUGUCAUGUGCUCAACACCAUGGUUUCUCGCCCCUUUGUCCUCUGCUCAGUGUAAGGCCUUGGCCACGUGCAGUGACAUCUUGUCCUGAUUUGUUCCCACUAGCACCCCCCCCAACCAUGUCAUGUUGUGUCGUGGUUCCCCCCCCCCACCGUCCUCCCCCAUCCCUCUGCAGGCUCCAACCUGCCAGCCUCCAGCUUACAGUGAGGAAAGAAGUCCUCUGAAACAGUCCCCCAACCCCUGCAUUUAAAGGGACUCAAGGUGCCUGCCACUUCCUCAUGGAAGGAGUCUGUGUUCCUCUCCUGUUCCCAGUUGAGGUUUCCCUCUCACAACCUCAGAGUGGCUGGCAGGGCCAAGUCCCCGUGGUCUGGUGCCUGCCACUUGGGUCUGUGCUAGCACAAUCUGCCAAAGUCUCUAAGACCCUCUGCCCUCCCCCCAUCACUUCACAUGCUUCUUCUGUGUGUAUUUCAUUUUUUUUUAUGGUUUUUGGAGCAAUUUAAACUCUGUUUAUUUUCACAAAAGAAAAUAAAAUUGCAUUUGCAAGA